Messenger RNA from Guillardia theta CCMP2712, 474 nucleotides. RefSeq lists its product as hypothetical. The transcript has 5 exons. NCBI's taxonomy places the organism in Eukaryota, Cryptophyceae, Pyrenomonadales, Geminigeraceae. The record is from RefSeq and is a predicted model, not a curated record. Bases 1 to 474 code for a protein of 157 amino acids.
AUGCCCAUGAAUCCGAUGAACUCCUCUUACGCCAGGCUGGCAGAGCAUGUGUGGAGCAAGGCUUCGAGCCACGUGUCGUUGCAUGCCGGCGACUACCUGCUGGACAAGGAACGCCUCAAGAGAGUUGACAGCAGUCCUCUUGCACGAUCAAGGAUCAGAAGAAGUGACGUGUUUUCUUCCUCUUCCUCCCUCACGUGCUUCAGGCGAGGCUUCUCAUCCUGCUCGGCCCUCGUCACGGUCUGGAGUAGGACGACAGCAAAGGUCAGGGACAAUGUCAAACCUGCUGCGGCAAAAGAAUCGACAAGCCAGCUUUUGGAGGUGCUGGGGUCGUUCACUCGUGAGAACCUUCAGGAGUGGAUGCGCGAGGAGUUGAAGGCGAUUCUACUUGAGCAUCCGAGAGGAGGAGGCGCGUGGAGGAUGAGAGUGGAGGAGCGCGCGACCCCUCAAGGGUCUGCUGAUAGGAGGAAGAAGUAA